GCCAUGUGCCUUACCAGUGUGAGGUUCUGCCAUGUACCUCGUUGUUUUGUCUUUAUAGGGUGGCAAAACUGAGUUCUGUAUUUGUGCUGCUCUUCUGUUAGUGAUCCUUUCUACAGCUGUCUGAAAAGAGGACUUGAUGUGGUUUUGAUGGGGAUUCUUGAACGCUGAAAUGACAUCCAGGGGAAGUUUGUGGGGAUGGUGCCCUGGUCUAUGGGAAUGGAACAGCAGGAGUGUGGACAAGGAAAUGCAAAGUGACAGCAGUGUACCAGUAACUGUAAAUUGACAUUUGCAAUCUCUGCCCUCUCCAGGCUGGGUAUGCAGUUCCCAGCUGUGGGACAGAGUUGAUGCCAGCUAACUUUCCUUAACAGCUGGCAAAGCACUGGCACAGCUCUAGAACUGCUCUGCGUGCAGUGCUGAUGCAGUGGGUUUAAAAUGAUUACCUGAAAUAUUCCUUGGUUGUAACAUCAAAGUAGGACUUGUGGUGUCUGCAAGGCCUGGCCCUGUGUGCCAAAGCAGGAUUUAAUGGUAAAAAAUAACUAAAUAACAAAUAACUAAAGCCAGUGAGCUGGUUCUCAAGUGUCAGACCAAGAGCCUAUAAAUGCUGUCACUUUAUGCUUGCUGCUGAAGUUGGUGCACAUGGUCUUUUGGUAUGUGUGUGCUAGAAUCCUAGUCAGUCAACUUCUAACUUAGUGUUUGUCAGCAAUUAAAUUUAGAGGGCUUUUGGGGUGAGGUUGUUGUGCAUUCCAUUAAAUAGUUCAUCUUAGCCAGUGGUCCUGCUGCUUGUGAAUAGCUAUGGCAUAAAUGGCAGUUUGUUCCAGAAUACAGCGGAGUUUGGGAGCUGUGUCUCACUGCCUGCUGGGACUGCUGUUCCCUAAUUUGUGAUGCUGAUGCAGCUCCAUCCCUCUCUGGCCUGAACCAUCCAGCCAGUUCUUUAUCCAGUGAUCCCUCCAGGCCAUGGGCAGCCAGUUUCUCCAGGAGAAUGUGUGGGAAGUGGUGUCCAAGGCUUUCCUGCAUUCCGGGCAGACAGACAGCUACAGCCUCUCCCUCACCACCAAGGGGGCCACCUUGUCAGAGGAGGAGAUUGGGUUGCUUAGGCAGGACCUGCCUUCCAUGAGCCCACACUGACUGGGUCUGAUGCCCUGGCUAUGGCACAAGUGCCACUUGAUGGUGCUCGAGGUGAUGUGCAACACGACCUUCCCCAGCACCAAGGUCAGGCCUGUAAUUCCCUGAGUUCUCUUUCUGGGCCUUGUAGCUCAUUUUAUUCAUCAGCCUUCUCCUUCUCCAGCUGCCUGACUACUACUGUUCAUACCUGCCUCAGAACUAAAUUUUAAACACAUUUUUUUCACUCUUACUCUUCCUACCAAAAAAAUUCUACUCAGUUUUGCGUGUUGUUCAAAAGGCAUAAAUUGAAAUUUACAGUAGCCUGCUUCUGCUCAUCCAGCCCCAGAUUUGGCUUGCAAGAUGACAGAGCAUUUCCCAGUAGCAGGCUUUAUUUGCACUGGUUCUCUGUGCAUGGAUGCUUUGGGCUGUGGUUUCUCUGUGUCAACAUUGUGGUAGUUUCAGACCUCAACUUCCUACUGCAGACAUUACAUGUUUUUGUAGGUGCAGCUUUGUCUUAGCAACAGGAGCUGCAAGAAAUGACAGAGAUGAAAUGAGGUGAGAGGCUGUGCUGCUUCAGUGACAUUUGACCCUGAUAGAUGGUUGAUGAAGAUGCACUGUAAAAAGUGAGCUUGUGUAAUAGACACUGAUAAAAUGUUAAUUAAACCACAGGUACAGCUGGCACAGCUCAUUUCCAAAUGGACCUCUGGUUUUGGAAUUGGAAUCUGAAGUUUUAGUGGUAGGUUUGAAUUUAUCUAAGUAAUUUGUCAGUCACGUUGGUGGGUAUCUACCUAGUUGGAUGGGUCUUGGGUAUGAAAUAGGGUGCAGACUCUAACAUAGGGUCCACUUUUCUUCUAAAAUAUUUCAAAUACUGAAGACUUCAGGAUACAAUGCUUAAAAAAACUACUGGUUGUUAAUUUCUGAGACAUUCAUAAUUUUUUUUUUGCAUUGCAGAAUAAAAGCCCAAACCCAGAUCUGCUUACUAACUAUUUCCACUGGAAUCUACCAGAAGACACAAUCCCUCAGGAGAAGAGAUAGCCCUAAGAUUAGAGCUGCUUCUCUUCUGUGCUGGAGAAAUCUGGAGAUUGAAGCUCAUUCCUAUAGCUUCAGUUUCAUCCUGCUGGUAGCAGGGCCACCGUGCCAGGGACAUCAGCAGCUCCAUGGGACUCUGGUCCCAGAAGGUUGGAUCCACUGGAAGAGUGGCUCCAGGGGAAAUGAGGCUUUAUCUGCUUUUUCUCCUCUGAUACAACUGUCAGGAGUUGCCCUGUGCAGUCUGUAUCUGAUCCACACCUCUGACAAUCUCAGAGCUGAGGAUGAAACAUGAGCUACAAAACUCUCAGUUGACCUUGGGGAGCUUAGGCUGGUGGGAGGAACACUGGGAAGCUCAGGUUUGGUCUAUAAUCUGAUCUGUGGUCGUCUUGAUAGCUAAAAUUUGAUUACUGCAAAGUGCUUUUCCUAUAAAGAAGAUUGUCAGAAGAUGCUGUACAUUUUUCAAAGCAGCUUUCUGAGAUGCAUUGCUGGAAUGAUGGACUUGUGGGUACUAUUUUCUUUACAUUAAAAGUGUAAAAUAUUUGAGUGAAAUUGUAAAAGCAGCCAGAGAAUCUCAUCAUUUUAAUUGCACAGUUUCAGUGCUUCUAGCAGGAAGUGUACAGCGUGUGACAAUUCAGCUUUGUAAGGAGAUCGAUAGAACAGAUUAGUUCAGUUUUUACAGAAGUUGCAAAUACUAGAGAGAUAGUGGGAGCAUGGUUUGUAAACCUUAAACCACGCUUUCCUGCACAACAAUCUGCAGAGAUAUUCUCCUCUCUAAAGCAGGUAUGUGAUUUUCAGCUGCAAGGAAUUUUUUUUUCCACAGGGGCUACAUGAAUGUUUAUUUGAUCGUGCAUCCUGUGUUGCCCUCUGGUUUGCACUUGAGAGAUGGAGUGUUUUGUGAGGUGCAGGGCUUGCCAUGAGCCAUUUUGUGACUCUUCAUGUUUUCAGGGCCAGACUUCAGCCAGCAGGAAUGGAGACCCUGGAUCUGUUGUGGAAUUGUUUGGUGUGCAAAUGGGAGCUGCGGAGGAGGGAGCCCAGGAUGCUCCCCUGCCUCCACUCCUUCUGUAAGGAAUGCCUUCCAGGUUUGAUCCAAGGAUACAGCUGUGUUCCCACUGAGUAUGAAGUUAUCUAUGAAGGUAUCCUUUCCUGCCCUGUGUGCAAACAGACCUGCUUUGCAAGGGAUGUAGUUGAGAAUUUCUUCCUCAAGGACUUCCCAGUUGGUGAUUCAGUGAUGGCAAAGGGCUGCUCCAUGUGCAAAGAGAAGAGACCUGCCCACAGUCUCUGCACAAGAUGCAAUAAGUGGUUGUGCAGCUCAUGCACAGAGGAACACAGACAUGGCCAGGAGCCUGGAGAACACUUCCUGUCUUUAUCCCUGAAAGGCUGCACAGCUGAAGAUGAAGCAAGGGAGUUUUCCUUGUUCUGUCCAGUGCACCCUCAAGAGGCACUGAAGGUGUUUUGUGAGACGUGUGACACCCUCACCUGCCGCAGCUGCCUCCUGUCAGAGCACAAGGAGCACAGGUUCAGGCAUCUUGAUGAAGCACUGUACAAUCAGAGAAUUAUCCUGGAGAAUGUCAUAACUAAGGUGGAGGAGAAAAAAAAUGGGAUUCAAGUUUCAGUUAAACAGAUUGAAGACAGGUUGCUUGAAGUAAAACAUCUGUACAAAAAGGUGGAAAACCAAAUAAAAAUGGCCAAGAUGGUUCUGAUGAAUGAAAUCGAUAAACGAACAAAUAUCCUCCUUGAACAACUGGAAAAAAUCACCAAUGAGAGGAAGCAGAGGCUGGAGCAGCAACUGCAAGGUGUUGUGAUUUUAGGCAGACAGGUAGAACAUGUCCAGAACUUCAUCAGCUGGGCUGUGUGUAGUAAGAAAACCAUCCCAUUUCUCUUCAGUAAGGAACUGAUUGUGUUUCAGAUCCAGCGCUUGCUGGAGACAAACUGUAACACAGACACGGGCCCUCCUCUGAAGAUCAGGUUUGCUUGGGAUCCCUCCUACUGGACUAAGCAGCUCUCCAAUUUGGGGGGUUUCACAAUGGAAGGUGGACACAUUACUCACCCAGAUGUGCUGCUCUGUGGAAAUAUUCAAGGGUUACAACCCUCUCUGUACCAUGGGCACCACUCCCCAGCCUCCCAACUGGAGAGCAGCCAGCCUCACCAGUUCCCACCUGCACUCCAGUGCUCUGCACCUGUGUGCUGCUCCCACUGCCUCAGCAUUCCUCACCCAAACAAAGCCCAGCCUUCUUACCAAGACAUGAGCCACCACAAGAGCUUCCACCAGCCUCCUGCACUUCAUCAGCAGCACUUCCCUCUGCAGUACAGCCUGCAGCCCCAGGACAGGGAGCCACGGGCUGCCCCCCAGCCCGUGAAGCUCCCGCAGGCAGGGCUGGAACAGCAGCCGCGCUCGGAGAUGGAGAACGUGUCUGGGAGGGUGGCAAAGCUCUUCCCGCCCCAGCAGCUGCACCAGGGCUGUGCUGGUGUGUCCCACGAGGCUCAGCAGGUUCCUACGAGCCACCCACAGGCUUCUCUGCAGACAUCAGCUGUGGGUGUGCAGCUGGGCCAUGUCCAGAAGAUAAAAUCCAACCACGUGCUGCAGCCACCCCCGCAGCAGCAGCAGCCACUGGUGUCCCCCCAGCCAGGGCAUGAUGAGAGCACCCACAAGCAGGUCAUCCAGCAGAGCCUGGACAUCAUGAACCACCAGCUGGAGCUGGAGGAGAUGAAGAAGGAUCUGGAGCUUCUCCUGCAGGCCCAGGGACAGCCCAGCUUGCAGCUGAACCAAGCCAAGCCACCUCAGCACGUUCAGCAGACUAUAGUUGGUCAGAUCAACUACAUAGUGAGGCAGCCAGCCCCAGCACAGCAACAAGUCCAAGAUGAAGCACAAGUCUGUGAGAGCUCCACAGAAGCUGAUACCCAGAAGCCUGUCAUUCCUCUUGACAGAAGUGACAGUCCCUCCCUGUCACAAUCAUUAGAUGAAGAAGCCAGUGGCAGGAGCCACUCCCCUGAGAGCACACUGCAGCAAUCAACUUUCCAUCCAGUGAGAAAGCAUUCAGCAUCCCUAAGCUUUGUGGGCUUUCCAAACAGUGCAGAAAUGGAAUUAUCUCCCACGAGGUUACCCAGCUCUGCCGACCCAGAGGUGAAAGGUGCAGCUGCUGUGACACCUGGCCCGUCCCCAGACGCCCUCUGUGAGUGUGACACUGCACCAGAGCCCCUGCCCAGCUACAGCCUGGCCCUGGGCAGGGCUCCCAGUGACCCCAGCCCUGGGGCUCCUGCUGCCCUUGCACCAGGUGAUGCACUCCAGGGAGGCACUAAAUGCAAGCUAGAAAAUGAAGACUUCAGUGCUGUGGAUUGUCUUCUAGAAAAUAGCUUGGCUGCUGCUGGGCAAGAGGUGGUUAAUGAAUUAACUCUUUCUAUGCAAAAAGUGAUGGAAGAACCUAUUAAUCUUUCAAUCAAAAAGUCUCAGCAUUGCACUUCUCCUUCUGAACUGCUCAGCAACACUUCUUUCCUGCCUGUGAAUGCCAGAAUGAGACAACCUAGAAGCAAAGAAGAUUCCAAUAACUGUGAAAAGGAACAUUUUGAAAUGGAUAUGAAAAGCAAUCAGAAUGUCAGAGCUGCCCCAAAGGAGCAGAGGAUCCCCUACGUGCGACUGGAACGCCUGAGGAUCUCUGCCUCGGAGGUGGGGGAGCUGCCGGUGUUCAAGCUCCAGCCCCAGGACAACGGGCAGGAGGGCAACUUCCUCCUGGUCAUUGAGUGUGGCACACGGUCCUCAAGCAUGUCUAUAAAGAUAAAUAAAGAUAGUCCAGCUGAAGGACAGAAGUCCAAAGAGGAGAACUCAGAGGAUGGGAGAUUCCUCAUCUCUCAGGCUGCAGGACAGACACAGUCUCCAUCUGUUGAUCAGAAGCUCAGCAAUGGCAUCUCCAUCAUGAAAAAAUCCCCAGUUACUCAGGAAGUCAGUCCAAUUGAAAAUGAGGAUUUCUGUGCUGUGUGUCUUAAUGGAGGAGAACUGCUGUGCUGUGAUCACUGCCCCAAGGUCUUCCAUCUCUCCUGCCAUGUUCCAGCCCUGCUCAGCUUUCCAGUAGGAGAAUGGGUGUGCUCACUUUGCCGGAACCCCGCGAAGCCGGAGGUGGAGUAUGACUGUGAGAACACACGCUACAGCCACAACUACAAUGCACAGUGUGGCCUUGGUGACUGUGACCAGAAGAAGUGUGAAAAGCUGGUGCUCUCCCUGUUCUGCAGUAGUAUGAGCCUCCCAUUCCAUGAACCUGUCAGCCCCCUGGCUCGGCAUUAUUAUCAGAUCAUCAAAAGGCCAAUGGAUUUGUCCACCAUACGAAGGAAGCUGCAAAAAAAGGACAAGUCUCACUACUGUGCACCUGAGGAACUUGUGACUGACGUGCGUCUCAUGUUUUGGAACUGUGCAAAGUUCAAUUAUCCGGAUUCUGAGGUUGCUGAGGCUGGACGAUGCCUGGAUGAGUUCUUUGAGGACAAACUGAGAGAGAUCUAUCCAGACAGGCAUUUCCCUUCAAUGCAGCAGGAUGACUCUGAUUCUGAAGACGUGGAGAGCCAGAACAGCCCAGUGCCAUCCCAGGAUUUCCAGUGGCCGUCGUACGGGCAGGAGUGUGUGCAGCCCAAAAGGAAACGGCGCCACGCUGACAGCGAAAAAACUAAAAGAAUGAUGUUUCAGCCAGCUAACAGCCUUCCUCAGGUAUGACCUCCUCAAGAUAUGAGAUUGGAGGAAUCCAGCAGCAUGACUGGCAGAGUUAAGGUGUGUGGGAGGAAAGCAAAGCGCUCGGGCUGUUUAUUGAAACUCUCCUAUUCUGCUGACCAUAUGCCUUAUUUCUAGAUCUUGUGGAUAGACAACAGAUCCAAAAUGUUUAUGUUUAAAUCUGUCAAUAUCCCAUCUGUUAAAUCACGUGUAUGUUUUGCAGUGUUUACACUGAAGUACUAAUGUCUUGGUCAUAGGUAAUGAUAAACAAUAAUAAAAAUGACACCCUAAUAAUACCUCAUACUGCAGUACUGUUUCAUAAUCUGUUCAAUGUGGCAUCUCUAUUUUAUAGAGCACAGGUAACCAUGUAAUAAUCUUGCAGCCUCAGUGUGAAUGUUGGCCGUGCUUUGUGACGAAUACAAUGUAUAGCCAUUAAAGAUGUAAUCCUGUUGUCUUAUUCAAUGAUUUCUCUGGAAGCUUGGCUGCUCCAAAGCCUGUGAGAUAAUGUGAUUAUCUGAUUAGCUGUUUCUUUUGAAGCACAUAGUUUUCAUUACAUCAGGAAAGAACAAGUGAUAGUAAUGCUAACACAGGGGCUUCUGUGAGAGCUGGUUCUCAGUGCUUACUGGGUGCUCUGUUUGCAAGGCAUAAUUCUUCUGGAAUCCAAUUCAUGCUUGGUAAAGCAGUGUGGGAUUUCAUAGCUCUCAAAGGCAGCAUUUUUAUACAGCCCAAGGCAGUUGUUUUUCUAUAAAGUAGAUAUUGGAAUUCAGUAAAUUAACUAUGGAGUGAAUUACAUGGUUCUAGAAGUGCCUAUAAAAUAACGUCAUUCAUUUCUGAUUUUCUUUUUGCUUAUUACCUGUAGUUUUGAUUACCAGCAGUACUACAAGAUGCUAAUAAUGCUGUAUAUGUAGAAGCUCAAAAUUUUUUUUUUUUUUUGUUAAAUUUCACAAUGUAUGGGUGGAACACAACCAAGAGCAGAUUUAGAGCUCACUUGAACAAAGGUUGUGUGUCACUGUAAAUCCUGAAGGGUGGGAUGGGUAGCAAGGCAUCACACCUGAGCAAAGAGCGAAAGUUUGCAAGCUGUUUCCCACCCCUUCCAGCAGCAGGUGAGCCAUGUCUCUGCAUGGCCAGUGCUUUCCUCAUGUGUGAGAGGGGCAUCUUCCUCCUUAGAGCUCUGCCCAGCAGAAAAAUCCAGGCUGGGGCCUAGCUCUGACACAGGAGGUUGUUGCAGACCUCAAACACAAAUAAAGUUCAUUUAAAUUAGGUUCCUGUAAAUAAAGAUGAUAUUUUCAUCAUAGUUUAUAUGGGCUAUUUUGUCUAGUAACUAUGUAUGUUAUUUUAGAUAACACUAUAAAGGUUUAUAUAUGAAAUAGUAAUAAGACAUGAAUGUUGUAUUCUACAAUGUGUGACUUACUAUUUGCCCCUAACUUGGUAGUGUGCUAAUCUUCGCUUUUCUUUGGAGAAGUGAAAAUCUGGAUAUUAGAAACAGACUGGCAAACUGUGAGAUGAAGGGACAGGCUUUACAUUUUCUAAAUGUGAAUUCAUAUGUGUUUGCUUUCUGUCAAAUUCCUCAAAACAGUGAGAGUCUUGGCACAGGGCAAUGAGUGCAGGUUUGUCACUGAAUUUAUCACCCUUAUCUGUGCUACAGGUAUCAUUUCUUCUCUGUUCCUCCACCAAAGAACUAUCUUUUACCAUUACUAAUGCAAAAAUGGUACGCUUUUUAGACUUCAUCUAGGGGCAGUGGUAGAAAUGUGAGAGAUUAGUGAUGGCUUCCUCUUUUCCUGGAAGAGCAGAGUCAAUGAGAGCCUCCUUCUGUUUCUUAAAAAUUGUAAGGUUAUUAACUGUAGCAUUAGUUUUGGAGAACACCUGUUUAAAUAAAAUUUAUCUGGGGUGUGUUAUGCUUUUAUUAAAAAUAGAAGUUUUCCAGCUUGUCGUUGUAAAUAAAACACGUUUUUGGGUGUGUUCUGGCAGGACUGAAUGACCUGAGCACUCUUAAGGCUAACUUAGAUUCUGAUUUAAUGCUCUAAGACUAGUAACAAUUGAAAAAAAACCCCUCAUAAACCUCAUGUCAUGUUGGUAAGCAGAACAAAAACUGAAGUCCUACUUAUGACUUCAUAUAUUUUCAAACAUGAAUUCAUGGCUCAGCAAAUUCAUGAUACAGUGCAGGUUAUGGGAACAAUACAUUUUUCCUGCAUAAUGAGUUACAUGUAUAAAGGGAAAAUCCUUUCUGUGCUUAAACAGUUGGAAAAGAGAUUAAUUGCAGUUUCAUAAUAGGUCUGUCAAAGAAGAAAUGUCAGCUACAGAUCUGGCUUUCAUUAUUAUCCCCCAGACAAUUCCAAAGACCUGCUUGUUCCAGUAUGGUGACAGGAGAAUGGCAUCACAGUUCAUACAAACAGGUGUUUAACCAUACACAUUAACCAAUGACUGCAUGUUUAUAUGUGUAAUGUGCAUUGCUGAACAAUAAAACAUGUGAAAUGUCCUUUUGCACAUCAA
This is a messenger RNA of Haemorhous mexicanus (house finch), 9307 nucleotides long. RefSeq names its product tripartite motif containing 66 (gene TRIM66). The record is from RefSeq and is a predicted model, not a curated record. The coding region runs from base 3044 to 6823 and encodes 1259 amino acids. NCBI's taxonomy places the organism in Eukaryota, Metazoa, Chordata, Aves, Passeriformes, Fringillidae. The transcript has 20 exons. Gene Ontology annotation, molecular function: zinc ion binding; protein binding.